Molecule: messenger RNA, 1520 nt
Organism: Cynara cardunculus var. scolymus (artichoke)
Lineage: Eukaryota; Viridiplantae; Streptophyta; Magnoliopsida; Asterales; Asteraceae
Product: SNAP25 homologous protein SNAP33-like
Exons: 6
Coding region: 394-1314 (306 amino acids)
Cellular component (GO): SNARE complex; plasma membrane
Molecular function (GO): SNAP receptor activity
Source: RefSeq, a predicted model, not a curated record
GUGAGGGCCGAAGUCCAUUAUCUUACGCGCUUCUCCUCUCUUCCAUGGUAUCUCCUCUUUGAUCUGUUCAAUUCUUCCAGACAUCAAUCACGAUCUUACUCCCAUCCAUUAUUCAACGGCACCCAUCAUAGACUUUUUCUUCAAACAAUUUUCCCCCGUUUGCUGAAUUGCUUUAUAUUCCCUUUGCAAUCGCAUUGAAUCUAUAUAUCAUUUCUUUGGCCGCCAUCGUUUCUUCUCUUAAACAUCUGCCAAAUCCAACAGUUUCUCCAGUUCUUCAAGUUUCUCAGAUUCUUGUUUUAUAGGAGCCUUGUUAACUUGCUGCGGAUUAGCUCAAAAUUUGUGAUUCUUUGAUUCGUUCCUAAUCAAACCCGGCAAAAUCUAUUGAGAUUCAACAUGUUUGGGAUCAAGAAACCUCAUUUCCAUCUUCAUAGAACUGGCAAAAACAAUUCAGUUGACCCCAGCCAUCAUGCACCGAAUCCAUUCGAUUCUGAUGACGAGUUUGACAAAAAGUCAACCCUAAACCAGACUAGAAGAACCUCAUCUGAACCUGCAUUAUUGGUCCCAGAUUCAAGAGCUAGUCUUUUUGAUGAUGAUGAGGUUAAGGGGACCUCAGGUUCAUCUGGGUACAAACUUAGUUACGCAUCAAGAAACAAAUACAAGAACGAUUUUGUUGAUUCUGGUGGAAUAGAGAAUCAAGAUGUGCAAGAAUUGGAGGAGUAUGCUGCGUAUAAGGCUGAAGAGACUACAAAAACCGUUAACAGUGCCUUAAAGAUUGCAGAAAACAUAAGAGAAGAUGCCACCAAGACCAUGAUCACGCUGCAUCAACAGGGUGAGCAGAUCACUAGGACUCACAUGACUGCAGCUGAUAUCGAGCAGGAUCUUAGCAGGGGCGAGAAGCUUUUGGGAAGUCUUGGGGGUAUUUUCUCGAGGACUUGGAAGCCUAAGAAGGGUCACGCUAUAACAGGACCAAUGAUCACAAGAGAUGAUCCUGCGCUACGAAAGGGUGCCCAUUUGGAACAAAGAGAAAAACUGGGACUUACAACAACCCCGACUAAGGGACAGCGGCAUUCAAAAACACCGCCCUCUGAACCGACGAACGCAAUGCAGAAAGUUGAGUACGAGAAAAGCCAGCAAGACGAUGCCCUCUCGGAUUUGAGUAACAUACUUGGGGAACUUAAAGAAAUGGCCGUUGACAUGGGUUCUGAGAUCGAAAGGCAAAACAAAGCUCUUGAUCCUCUUCAAGAUGAUGUUGAUGAGCUCAAUUUCCGAGUUAGAGGUGCUAAUCAACGUACUCGACGUUUGCUUGGAAAAUAAAUCGAAUGACUCGAGUUUCACUCGAUGAUCGUUUUCUUACCCGUGUCUGUAUGAUGUUGAUAAGUCAUGACGGAUAAACGCUUGUAUGCAGAAGGUUAUUUUGCCACCGGAAUUUUCUUAUCGGCCUGUACUAUUGCAUUUGUUGUUUCUCUACAUUUGACUCGUUAAUCGAACAGAAACAUCGUCACUAACAAAAAUGUGUUCUU